UUUGGAAUCCACGACCCCAAAAAAAGUCCAGUCUUUGGGGAGCUCCAUCAGCAGCUCACUAUGGCCUCUUCAGUGGCUUCCAUGUCUCGAUUCGUCCACAAAGAUUGGUCAUCUCUAGCGAUCAAUGGCCUCUACGCUCGGGCCCCUUGCUCUCCUGCUAGAAGAGUCCAGACCCAUUCUGAUAUUGGAGGUGGGUUUUUGGCAGCUGGGGAAAGGAGAGCUCUGAGUGCUGCCGUUGUUUCAUCAAAGGCUUUGUCUCUUGUUCCAGUUCACAGGUCUCAACAAUUUUUGUGCAAAGCUGAAGCAAAUUUAUCUGGAGAUGUUCCUAGCAGUGCGCCUGCAGAGAUGAGCCAAUACGAAAGAAUUGUCGAAUUGCUCACUACCCUUUUCCCUGUUUGGGUCAUCUUAGGCACAGUCAUAGGCAUAUACAAGCCAUCAGCGGUUACUUGGUUAGAAACAGACCUUUUCACUGUUGGCUUGGGUUUCCUCAUGCUUUCAAUGGGUCUCACAUUGACCUUUGAGGAUUUCAAGAGAUGUAUGAGAAAUCCAUGGACUGUGGGUGUAGGAUUUCUUGCACAGUAUCUAAUCAAACCAAUGCUUGGGUUCUUCAUUGCAAUGACUUUAAAAUUGUCUGCCCCUCUUGCAACCGGUCUUAUUUUAGUCUCGUGCUGCCCUGGUGGUCAGGCAUCAAAUGUUGCAACUUACAUAUCCAAAGGAAAUGUUGCGCUCUCAGUUCUGAUGACAACUUGUUCAACAAUUGGUGCAAUCAUCAUGACCCCGCUCCUUACAAAGCUCCUUGCUGGGCAGCUUGUUCCGGUUGAUGCUGCGGGCUUGGCCCUCAGCACUUUCCAGGUCGUCCUAUUGCCAACUAUCGUUGGAGUGUUGUUACAUGAGUACUUCCCCAAAUUCACUGGGCGAAUAAUCACACUCACGCCAUUGAUCGGGGUUAUGCUUACUACUCUUCUUUGUGCAAGCCCUAUUGGUCAAGUAUCAGAAGUUCUGAAGGCGCAAGGGGGACAACUUAUACUUCCUGUGGCUCUUCUACAUGCUGCUGCAUUUGCUCUUGGUUACUGGCUUUCCAGGUUUUCAACUUUUGGUGAAUCCACUUCUCGUACAGUUUCCAUAGAAUGUGGAAUGCAGAGUUCUGCACUUGGGUUUCUACUAGCGCAGAGGCACUUCACAAAUCCUCUUGUUGCAGUUCCUUCCGCUGUCAGUGUUGUUUGUAUGGCGCUUGGAGGAAGCGCUCUCGCUGUUUUCUGGAGGAACAAGCCUAUUCCAAUCGAUGACAAGGAUGAUUUUAAAGAGUGAACCAAGAAUUCUUUAACUUUUAUUUACUUUUAGCUCGUUUGCUUUGGUGUUGAGCAAACCUUAGUGUUGAAUUUCUAUUUAGUUUGCAUUCUAGUAGUAUCUUCUAUUUGCUGGUUUGAGGACGCUAAUGAACUUAGUUCUUAGCUUAUGGAGUUGUACUUCAUUAGCUAAUCAGGGGUCCUAGGAUUGGAAAAAAUAAAUCCCUGCGAUUUUAUUUAGCAGGGCUUUUUAGACCUUUUUAUGCAGAAUUGAUUAGAGAAAUAUGGGGAUUUAAGAAAGUUUAUAAUUAAAGCGUGUGCUGGACUUUCUUUUCUUUUA
Asparagus officinalis (garden asparagus) is the source of this 1626-nucleotide messenger RNA. RefSeq names its product probable sodium/metabolite cotransporter BASS2, chloroplastic. The coding region runs from base 61 to 1308 and encodes 415 amino acids. Gene Ontology annotation, cellular component: membrane. The record is from RefSeq and is a predicted model, not a curated record. NCBI's taxonomy places the organism in Eukaryota, Viridiplantae, Streptophyta, Magnoliopsida, Asparagales, Asparagaceae. The transcript has 13 exons.